Symbiodinium sp. CCMP2592 is the source of this 426-nucleotide messenger RNA. The record is from the annotation of a GenBank genome assembly. Lineage: Eukaryota; Dinophyceae; Suessiales; Symbiodiniaceae.
AUGUUUUUCGCUCCCACUGAGGGUGAUUUUUUUCCGGACAUGCUUGAGUGCCAUUAUGGCAGGCGCAUCCGUCCUUGGUGUCAGGGCCCGGGCCUCAUUGGAAAUCUUGACGCCAAUGGCCUGUCGGUCCCUUUUCGCGGUCCCGCGGCCCUCGGGGCUCCCGUUCAGCCUUGGCCAUGGCUGUGUCGGGGUCGUAGCCCCGUGUUUGCGCUCCGAGAAGUUGGCGAAUCCAGAGGCACUUGGCGCAACACCACAGCAGCUCUAAUGCACUUCUUCGCUGCCGCCGCAGCCUGCGCAAAGCCGAACAGCUGCGAAUUCGUCAGCCGCCUCAAUGCCGCCGCCUUCGUCUGGCCCGACAGCCCAGAGCCAAUAGUGGAAGCAUCUGGAGCAGAGAGGUCUUGGAGGCGAGUGGGGCCGGGCGCAUAA